Molecule: messenger RNA, 18606 nt
Organism: Mya arenaria
Lineage: Eukaryota; Metazoa; Mollusca; Bivalvia; Myida; Myidae
Product: extracellular matrix-binding protein EbhA-like
Exons: 1
Coding region: 1-18210 (6069 amino acids)
Source: RefSeq, a predicted model, not a curated record
AUGACUGAUAUCAUUGAAUACAAGGAAUCAGAGACCGAGGUUACUGAGGACAAGAAACAAGAGGUCAAGGACACAGACAUCACUGAAGACAAGAACCAAGAGACCGUGGUUAAUGAAGACAAGCAACAAGAGGCCGAUUUUACUAAGGUCACUGAGGACAAGGAACAAGAGGCCAUGGUCACUCAGAUCAAUGAAGACAGACCACAAGAGGCCGAGGCUAGUGAAGAUAAGGAACCAGAGGCCGAGGUAACUGAGAUCACCGAGGACAAGGAAGAAGAGGCCAACCUUUCGGAGAUCAAUGAAGAUAAAGAAUCAGAGGCCGGGGUGACUGAGACUACUGAGGACACACAACAAGAGGCCGACACCGCUGACGAAAAAGAACCAGAGGCCGAGGUUACUGAGAUCACUGACUACAAUAAACAAGAGGCCAAUAUCUCUAAGAUCAAUGAAGAUAAGGAAUCAGAGGUCGUGGUGACUGAGAUAACUGAAAACAUGGAAGCCAAAGUCAGUGAGAUCACGGAAGACCAAUAUCAAGAGGGCGAACUGACUCAAAUUCAUGAAGACAAAGGACACGAGAGGAAGGUGACUGACAUCACUGAAUACAAGGAAUCAGACCCCGAGGUUACUGAGGACAAAGAACAUGAAGCCGAGGUCACUGACAUCACUGAACACAAGGAACCAGAGGCCGAAGUUACUGAAGACAAGGAACCAGAAGCCGAGUUGACUAAAAUCACUGAGGACAAGGAACAAGAGACCAAGGUCACUGAUAGCACUCAAGAAAAGGAAUUAGAAGCCGAGGUGACUGAUAUAACUGAAGAUAUAAAAGCAGAGGCCAAAGUCACCGAUAUCACAGAAGGCAAGGAACCAGAACACGAGGUCAUUGAGAUAACUGAGGAAAAGGAACAAGAGGCAAAUGACAUCGAUAUUACUGAUAAUAAGAAAUUAGAAGAAGAGGUCAUUGAAGAGAAGGAAUCAGAGGCCAUUGAGGACAAGGAACAAGAGGCCAAGGUCACUGAAAUCAAUAAACGCAUACAACAAGAGGCCGAGGCUUAUAAAGACAAGGAACCUGAGACCGAGGUAACUGAAAUCCCUGAUGACAAGAAACAUGAGGUCAAGGUCACUGAGAUCUCUGAAGACCAAGAUCAAGAGACCAAACUGACUGAAAUUCCCGAAGAAAAUGAUCACGAGGCGAGGCUGACUGAGAUCAGUGAAGACACACAGCAAGAGGCCGAGACUAAUGAAGACAAGAAAUUAGAGUCCGAGGUGACUGAGAUCAAUGAGGACAAGGAACAAGGGGCCAAGGUCACAGAAAUCAGUGAAGGCACACACCAAGAGGCCUGCGCUAAUGAAGACAAGAAACAAGAUGCCGAGGUUACUGAAAUUCCUGAUAACAAGCAACAAGAGGUCAAGGUCACUGAGGUCACUGAAAACCAAGAUCAAGAGACCGAACUGACUGAAAUUCCCCCAGAAAAAGAACACGAGGCGAAGGUGCCUGAUAUCAUUGAAUACAAGGAAUCAGAGACCGAGGUUACUGAGGACAAGAAACAAGAGGUCAAGGACACCGACAUCACUGAAGACAAGAACCAAGAGGCCGUGGUUAAUGAAGACAAACAACCAGAGGCCGAGUUGUCUAAGAUCACUGAGGACAAGGAACAAGAGGCCAUGGUCACUGAGAUCAGUGAAGACAGACCACAAGAGGCCGGGGCUAGUGAAGAUAAGGAACCAGAGGCCGAGGUAACUGAGAUCACCGAGGACAAGGAAGAAGAGGCCAACCUUUCGGAGAUCAAUGAAGAUAAGGAAUCAGAGGCCGGGGUGACUGAGACUACUGAGGACACACAACAAGAGGCCGACACCGCUGUCGAAAAAGAACCAGAGGCCGAGGUUACUGAGAUCACUGACUACAAUAAACAAGAGGCCAAUAUCUCUGAGAUUAUUAAUGACAAGGAAUCAGAGGUCAGGGUGACUGAGAUAACUAAAAACAUGGAAGCCAAAGUCAGUGAGAUCACGGAAGACCAAUAUCAAGAGGGCGAACUGACUCAAAUUCAUGAAGACAAAGGACACGAGGGGGAGGUAACUGAUAUCACUGAAUACAAGGAAUCAGAGCCCGAGGUUACUGAGGACAAAGAACAUGAAGCCGAGGUCACUGACAUAACUGAACACAAGGAACCAGAGGCCAAGGUUACUGAAGACAAGGAACCAGAAGCCGAGUUGACUAAAAUCACUGAGGACAAGGAACAAGAGACCAAGGUCACUGAUAGCACUCAAGAAAAGGAAUUAGAAGCCGAGGUCACUGACAUCACUGAACACAAGGAACCAGAGGCCGAGGUUACUGAAGACAAGGAACCAGAAGCCGAGUUGACUAAAAUCACUGAGGACAAGGAACAAGAGAGCAAGGUCACUGAUAACAUUCAAGAAAAGGAACUAGAAGCCGAGGUGACUGAUAUAACUGAAGAUAUAAAAGCAGAGGCCAAAGUCACCGAGAUCACAGAAGGCAAGGAACCAGAACACGAGGUCAUUAAGAUCACUGAGGAAAAGGAACAAGAGGCAAAUGACAUCGAUAUUACCGAUAAUAAGAAAUUAGAAGAAGAGGUCAUUGAAGAGAAGGAAUCAGAGGCCACUGAGGACAAGGAACAAGAGGCCAAGGUCACUGAAAUCAAUGAAGGCAUACAACAAGAGGCCGAGGCUUAUAAAGACAAGGAACCUGAGGCCGAGGUAACUGAAAUCCCUGAUGACAAGAAACAUGAGGUCAAGGUCACUGAGAUCUCUGAAGACCAAGAUCAAGAGGGCAAACUGACUGAAAUUCCCGAAGAAAAUGAACACGAGGCGAGGGUGACUGAUAUCAGUGAAGACACACAGCAAGAGGCCGAGACUAAUGAAGACAAGAAAUUAGAGUCCGAAGUGACUGAGAUCACUGAGGACAAGGAACAAGGGGCCAAGGUCACAGAAAUCAGUGAAGGCACACACCAAGAGGCCUGCGCUAAUGAAGACAAGAAACAAGAUGCCGAGGUUACUGAAAUUCCUGAUAACAAGCAACAAGAGGUCAAGGUCACUGAGGUCACUGAAAACAAAGAUCAAGAGACCGAACUGACUGAAAUUCCCCCAGAAAAAGAACACGAGGCGAAGAUGACUGAUAUCAUUGAAUACAAGGAAUCAGAGACCGAGGUUACUGAGGACAAGAAACAAGAGGUCAAGGACACCGACAUCACUGAAGACAAGAACCAAGAGACCGUGGUUAAUGAAGACAAGCAACCAGAGGCCGAGUUGUCUAAGAUCACUGAGGACAAGGAACAAGAGGCCAUGGUCACUGAGAUCAGUGAAGACAGACCACAAGAGGCCGAGGAUAAUGAAGAUAAGGAACCAGAGGCCGAGGUAAGUGAGGUCACCGAGGACAAUGAAGAAGAUGCCAACCUUUCGGAGAUCAAUGAAGAUAAGGAAUCAGAGGCUGGGGUGCCUGAGACUACUGAGGACACACAACAAGAGGCCGACACCGCUGACGAAAAAGAACCAGAGGCCGAGGUUACUGAGAUCUCUGACUACAAUAAACAAGAGGCCAAUAUCUCUGAGAUCAAUAAAGACAAGGAAUCAGAGGUCGUGGUGACUGAGAUAACUGAAAACAUGGAAGCCAAAGUCAGUGAGAUCACGGAAGACCAAUAUCAAGAGGGCGAACUGACUCAAAUUCAUGAAGACAAAGGACACGAGGGGAAGGUAACUGAUAUCACUGAAUACAAGGAAUCAGAACCCGAGGUUACUGAGGACAAAGAAAAUGAAGCCGAGAUGACUGACAUCACUGAACACAAGGAACCAGAGGCCGAAGUUACUGAAGACAAGGAACCAGAAGCCGAGUUGACUAAAAUCACUGAUGACAAGGAACAAGAGACCAAGGUCACUGAUAGCACUCAAGAAAAGGAAUUAGAAGCCGAGGUGACUGAUAUAACUGAAGAUGUAAAAGCAGAGGCCAAAGUCACCGAGAUCACAGAAGGCAAGGAACCAGAACAAGAGGGCAUUGAGAUAACUGAGGAAAAGGAACAAGAGGCAAAUGACAUCAAUAUCACUGAUGAUAAGACAUUAGAAAAAGAGGGCAUUGAAGAGAAGGAAUCAGAGGCCAUUAAGGACAAGGAACAAGAGGCCAAGGUCACUGAAAUCAAUGAAGGUAUACAACAAGAGGCCGAGGCCGAGGUAACUGAAAUCCCUGAUGACAAGGAACAUGAGGUCAAGGUCACUGAGAUCUCUGAAGACCAAGUUCAAGAGGGCAAAAUGACUGAAAUUCCCGAAGAAAAUGAACACGAGGCGAGGGUGACUGAGAUCAGUGAAGACACACAGCAAGAGGCCGAGACUAAUGAAGACAAGAAAUUAGAGUCCGAGAUGACUGAGAUCACUGAGGACAAGGAACAAGAGGCCAUGGUCACAGAAAUCAGUGAAUGCACACACCAAGAGGCCGAGGCUAAUGAAGACAAGGAACACUAUGCCGAGGUCACUGAAAUUCCUGAUAACAAGCAACAAGAGGUCAAGGUCACUGAAAACCAAGAUCAAGAGACCGAACUGACUGAAAUUCCCCCAGAAAAAGAACACGAGGCGAAGGUGACUGAUAUCAUUGAAUACAAGGAAUCAGAGACCGAGGUUACUGAGGACAAGAAACAAGAGGUCAAGGACACAUACAUCACUGAAGACAAGAACCAAGAGGCCGUGGUUAAUGAAGACAAGGAACCAGAGGCCGAGUUGUCUAAGAUCACUGAGGACAAGGAACAAGAGGCCAUGGUCACUGAGAUCAGUGAAGACAGACCACAAGAGGCCGAGGCUAGUGAAGAUAAGGAACCAGAGGCCGAGGUAAAUGAGAUCACCGAGAACAAGGAAGAAGAGGCCAACCUUUCGGAGAUCAAUGAAGAUAAGGAAUCAGAGGCCGGGGUGACUGAGACUACUGAGGACACACAACAAGUGGCCGACACCGCUGACGAAAACGAACCAGAGGCCGAGGUUACUGAGAUCACUGACUACAAUAAACAAGAGGCCAAUAUCUCUGAGAUCAAUGAAGACAAGGAAUCAGAGGUCAGGGUGACUGAGAUAACUGAAAACAUGGAAGCCAAAGUCAGUGAGAUCACGGAAGACCAAUAUCAAGAGGGCGAACUGACUCAAAUUCAUGAAGACAAAGGACACGAGGGGGAGGUAACUGACAUCACUGAAUACAAGGAAUCAGAGCCCGAGGUUACUGAGGACAAUAAACAUGAAGCCGAGGUCAAUGACAUCACUGAACACAGUGAACCAGAGGCCGAGGUUACUCAAGACAAGGAACCAGAAGCCGAGUUGACUAAAAUCACUGAGGACAAGGAACAAGAGACCAAGGUUACUGAUAGCACUCAAGAAAAGGAAUUAGAAGCCGAGGUGACUGAUAUAACUGAAGAUAUAAAAACAGAGGCCAAAGUCACUGAGAUCACAGAAGGCAAGGAACCAGAACACGAGGUCAUUGAAAUCACUGAGGAAAAGAAACAAGAGGCAAAUGACAUCGAUAUCACUGAUGAUAAAAAAAUAGAAGAAGAGGUCAUUGAAGAGAAGGAAUCAGAGGCCACUGAGGACAAGGAACAAGAGGCCAAGGUCACUGAAAUCAAUGAAGGCAUUCAACAAGAGGCCGAGGCUAAUAAAGACAAGGAACAUGAGGCCGAUGUAACUGAAAUCCCUGAUGAUAAGGAACAUGAGGUCAAGGUCACUGAGAUCUCUGAAGACCAAGUUCAAGAGGGCAAACUGACUGAAAUUCCCGAAGAAAAUGAACACGUGGCGAGGGUGACUGAGAUCAGUGAAGACACACAGCAAGAGGCCGAGACUAAUGAAGACAAGAAAUUAGGGUCCGAGAUGACUGAGAUCACUGAGGACAAGGAACAAGAGGCCAAGGUCACAGAAAUCAGUGAAGGCACACACCAAGAGGCCGGCACUAAUGAAGACAAGGAACAAGAGGCUGAGGUUAAUGAAAUUCCUGAUAACAAGCAACAAGAGGUCAAGGUCACUGAUGUCACUGAAAACCAAGAUCAAGAGACCGAACUGACUGUAAUUCACCCAGAAACAGAACACGAGGCGAAGGUGACUGAUAUCAUUGAAUACAAGGAAUCAGAGACCGAGGUUAUUGAGGACAAGAAACAAGAGGUCAAGGACACAGACAUCACUGAAGACAAGAACCAAGAGGCCGUGGUUAAUGAAGACAAGCAACCAGAGGCCGAGUUGUCUAAGAUCACUGAGGACAAGGAACAAGAGGCCAUGGUCACUGAGAUCAGUGAAGACAGACCACAAGAGGCCGGGGCUAGUGAAGAUAAGGAACCAGAGGCCGAGGUAACUGAGAUCACCGAGGACAAGGAAGAAGAGGCCAACCUUUCGGAGAUCAAUGAAGAUAAGGAAUCAGAGGCCGGGGUGACUGAGACUACUGAGGACACACAACAAAUGGCCGACACCGCUGUCGAAAAAGAACCAGAGGCCGAGGUUACUGAGAUCACUGACUACAAUAAACAAGAGGCCAAUAUCUCUGAGAUUAUUAAUGACAAGGAAUCAGAGGUCAGGGUGACUGAGAUAACUAAAAACAUGGAAGCCAAAGUCAGUGAGAUCACGGAAGACCAAUAUCAAGAGGGCGAACUGACUCAAAUUCAUGAAGACAAAGGACACGAGGGGGAGGUAACUGAUAUCACUGAAUACAAGGAAUCAGAGCCCGAGGUUACUGAGGACAAAGAACAUGAAGCCGAGGUCACUGACAUAACUGAACACAAGGAACCAGAGGCCAAGGUUACUGAAGACAAGGAACCAGAAGCCGAGUUGACUAAAAUCACUGAGGACAAGGAACAAGAGACCAAGGUCACUGAUAGCACUCAAGAAAAGGAAUUAGAAGCCGAGGUCACUGACAUCACUGAACACAAGGAACCAGAGGCCGAGGUUACUGAAGACAAGGAACCAGAAGCCGAGUUGACUAAAAUCACUGAGGACAAGGAACAAGAGACCAAGGUCACUGAUAACAUUCAAGAAAAGGAACUAGAAGCCGAGGUGACUGAUAUAACUGAAGAUAUAAAAGCAGAGGCCAAAGUCACCGAGAUCACAGAAGGCAAGGAACCAGAACACGAGGUCAUUGAGAUCACUGAGGAAAAGGAACAAGAGGCAAAUGACAUCGAUAUUACCGAUAAUAAGAAAUUAGAAGAAGAGGUCAUUGAAGAGAAGGAAUCAGAGGCCACUGAGGACAAGGAACAAGAGGCCAAGGUCACUGAAAUCAAUGAAGGCAUACAACAAGAGGCCGAGGCUUAUAAAGACAAGGAACCUGAGGCCGAGGUAACUGAAAUCCCUGAUGACAAGAAACAUGAGGUCAAAGUCACUGAGAUCUCUGAAGACCAAGAUCAAGAGGGCAAACUGACUGAAAUUCCCGAAGAAAAUGAACACGAGGCGAGGGUGACUGAUAUCAGUGAAGACACACAGCAAGAGGCCGAGACUAAUGAAGACAAGAAAUUAGAGUCCGAGGUGACUGAGAUCACUGAUGACAAGGAACAAGGGGCCAAGGUCACAGAAAUCAGUGAAGGCACACACCAAGAGGCCUGCGCUAAUGAAGACAAGAAACAAGAUGCCGAGGUUACUGAAAUUCCUGAUAACAAGCAACAAGAGGUCAAGGUCACUGAGGUCACUGAAAACAAAGAUCAAGAGACCGAACUGACUGAAAUUCCCCCAGAAAAAGAACACGAGGCGAAGAUGACUGAUAUCAUUGAAUACAAGGAAUCAGAGACCGAGGUUACUGAGGACAAGAAACAAGAGGUCAAGGACACCGACAUCACUGAAGACAAGAACCAAGAGACCGUGGUUAAUGAAGACAAGCAACCAGAGGCCGAGUUGUCUAAGAUCACUGAGGACAAGGAACAAGAGGCCAUGGUCACUGAGAUCAGUGAAGACAGACAACAAGAGGCCGAGGAUAAUGAAGAUAAGGAACCAGAGGCCGAGGUAAGUGAGGUCACCGAGGACAAUGAAGAAGAUGCCAACCUUUCGGAGAUCAAUGAAGAUAAGGAAUCAGAGGCUGGGGUGCUUGAGACUACUGAGGACACACAACAAGAGGCCGACACCGCUGACGAAAAAGAACCAGAGGCCGAGGUUACUGAGAUCUCUGACUACAAUAAACAAGAGGCCAAUAUCUCUGAGAUCAAUAAAGACAAGGAAUCAGAGGUCGUGGUGACUGAGAUAACUGAAAACAUGGAAGCCAAAGUCAGUGAGAUCACGGAAGACCAAUAUCAAGAGGGCGAACUGACUCAAAUUCAUGAAGACAAAGGACACGAGGAGAAGGUAACUGAUAUCACUGAAUACAAGGAAUCAGAACCCGAGGUUACUGAGGACAAAGAAAAUGAAGCCGAGGUGACUGACAUCACUGAACACAAGGAACCAGAGGCCGAAGUUACUGAAGACAAGGAACAAGAAGCCGAGUUGACUAAAAUCACUGAGGACAAGGAACAAGAGACCAAGGUCACUGAUAGCACUCAAGAAAAGGAAUUAGAAGCCGAGGUGACUGAUAUAACUGAAGAUGUAAAAGCAGAGGCCAAAGUCACCGAGAUCACAGAAGGCAAGGAACCAGAACAAGAGGGCAUUGAGAUAACUGAGGAAAAGGAACAAGAGGCAAAUGACAUCAAUAUCACUGAUGAUAAGACAUUAGAAAAAGAGGGCAUUGAAGAGAAGGAAUCAGAGGCCAUUAAGGACAAGGAACAAGAGGCCAAGGUCACUGAAAUCAAUGAAGGUAUACAACAAGAGGCCGAGGCCGAGGUAACUGAAAUCCCUGAUGACAAGGAACAUGAGGUCAAGGUCACUGAGAUCUCUGAAGACCAAGUUCAAGAGGGCAAACUGACUGAAAUUCCCGAAGAAAAUGAACACGAGGCGAGGGUGACUGAGAUCAGUGAAGACACACAGCAAGAGGCCGAGACUAAUGAAGACAAGAAAUUAGAGUCCGAGAUGACUGAGAUCACUGAGGACAAGGAACAAGAGGCCAAGGUCACAGAAAUCAGUGAAUGCACACACCAAGAGGCCGAGGCUAAUGAAGACAAGGAACACUAUGCCGAGGUUACUGAAAUUCCUGAUAACAAGCAACAAGAGGUCAAGGUCACUGAAAACCAAGAUCAAGAGACCGAACUGACUGAAAUUCCCCCAGAAAAAGAACACGAGGCGAAGGUGACUGAUAUCAUUGAAUACAAGGAAUCAGAGACCGAGGUUACUGAGGACAAGAAACAAGAGGUCAAGGACACAUACAUCACUGAAGACAAGAACCAAGAGGCCGUGGUUAAUGAAGACAAGCAACCAGAGGCCGAGUUGUCUAAGAUCACUGAGGACAAGGAACAAGAGGCCAUGGUCACUGAGAUCAGUGAAGACAGACCACAAGAGGCCGAGGCUAGUGAAGAUAAGGAACCAGAGGCCGAGGUAAAUGAGAUCACCGAGAACAAGGAAGAAGAGGCCAACCUUUCGGAGAUCAAUGAAGAUAAGGAAUCAGAGGCAGGGGUGACUGAGACUACUGAGGACACACAACAAGUGGCCGACACCGCUGACGAAAAAGAACCAGAGGCCGAGGUUACUGAGAUCACUGACUACAAUAAACAAGAGGCCAAUAUCUCUGAGAUCAAUGAAGACAAGGAAUCAGAGGUCAGGGUGACUGAGAUAACUGAAAACAUGGAAGCCAAAGUCAGUGAGAUCACGGAAGACCAAUAUCAAGAGGGCGAACUGACUCAAAUUCAUGAAGACAAAGGACACGAGGGGGAGGUAACUGACAUCACUGAAUACAAGGAAUCAGAGCCCGAGGUUACUGAGGACAAAAAACAUGAAGCCGAGGUCACUGACAUCACUGAACACAGUGAACCAGAGGCCGAGGUUACUCAAGACAAGGAACCAGAAGCCGAGUUGACUAAAAUCACUGAGGACAAGGAACAAGAGACCAAGGUUACUGAUAGCACUCAAGAAAAGGAAUUAGAAGCCGAGGUGACUGAUAUAACUGAAGAUAUAAAAACAGAGGCCAAAGUCACUGAGAUCACAGAAGGCAAGGAACCAGAACACGAGGUCAUUGAGAUCACUGAGAAAAAGAAACAAGAGGCAAAUGACAUCGAUAUCACUGAUGAUAAAAAAAUAGAAGAAGAGGUCAUUGAAGAGAAGGAAUCAGAGGCCACUGAGGACAAGGAACAAGAGGCCAAGGUCACUGAAAUCAAUGAAGGCAUUCAACAAGAGGCCGAGGCUAAUAAAGACAAGGAACAUGAGGCCGAUGUAACUGAAAUCCCUGAUGAUAAGGAACAUGAGGUCAAGGUCACUGAGAUCUCUGAAGACCAAGAUAAAGAGGGCGAACUGACUGAAAUUCCCGAAGAAAAUGAACACGUGGCGAGGGUGACUGAGAUCAGUGAAGACACACAGCAAGAGGCCGAGACUAAUGAAGACAAGAAAUUAGGGUCCGAGAUGACUGAGAUCACUGAGGACAAGGAACAAGAGGCCAAGGUCACAGAAAUCAGUGAAGGCACACACCAAGAGGCCGGCACUAAUGAAGACAAGGAACAAGAGGCUGAGGUUACUGAAAUUCCUGAUAACAAGCAACAAGAGGUCAAGGUCACUGAUGUCACUGAAAACCAAGAUCAAGAGACCGAACUGACUGUAAUUCACCCAGAAAAAGAACACGAUGCGAAGGUGACUGAUAUCAUUGAAUACAAGGAAUCAGAGACCGAGGUUAUUGAGGACAAGAAACAAGAGGUCAAGGACACAGACAUCACUGAAGACAAGAACCAAGAGGCCGUGGUUAAUGAAGACAAGCAACCAGAGGCCGAGUUGUCUAAGAUCACUGAGGACAAAGAACAAGAGGCCAUGGUCACUGAGAUCAGUGAAGACAGACCACAAGAGGCCGAGGCUAAUGAAGAUAAGGAACCAGAGGCCGAGGUAACUGAGAUCACCGAGGACAAGGAAGAAGAGGCCAACCUUUCGGAGAUCAAUGAAGAUAAGGAAUCAGAGGCCGGGGUGACUGAGACUACUGAGGACACACAACAAGUGGCCGACACCGCUGAUGAAAAAGAACCAAAGGCCGAGGUAACUGAGAUCACUGACUACAAUAAACAAGAGGCCAAUAUCUCUGAGAUUAUUAAUGACAAGGAAUCAGAGGUCAGGGUGACUGAGAUAACUAAAAACAUGGAAGCCAAAGUCACUGAGAUCACUGAAGACCAAUAUCAAGAGGGCGAACUGACUGAAAUUCCCGAAGAAAAUGAACACGAGGCGAAGGUGACUGAAAUCAGUGAAGACACACAACAAGAGGCCGAGACAAAUGAAGACAAGGAAUUAGAGGCCGAGGUGACUGAGACCACUAAGGACAAGGAACAAGAGGCCAAGGUCACAGAAAUCAGUGAAGGCACACACCAAGAGGCCGAGGCUUAUGAAAACAAGGAACAAGAGGUGGAGGUAACUGAAAUCCCUGAUCACAUGCAACAAGUGGUCAAGGUCACAAAAAUUACUGAAAACAAAGAUCAAGAAAGCGAACUGACUGAAAUUCCCGAAGAAAAAGAACACGAGGCGAAGGUGACUGAUAUCAUUGAAUACAAGGAAUCAGAGACCGAGGUUACUGAGGACAAGAAACAAGAGGUCAAGGAUACUGAGAUCAGUGAAGACAAGAACCAUGAGGCCGUGGUAACUGAAGAUAAGCAACCAGAGGCCGAGUUAACUAAAAUCAUUAAGGACAAGGAACAAAAGGCCAAGGUCACUGAGGUGAGUGAAGACACACAACAAAAGGCCGAGGCUAAUGAAGACAAGGAACCAGAAGCCGAUGUAUUUGAGAUCACUGAGGAUAAGGAACAAGUGGCCGAAGUAACUGAGAUGAGUGAAGGCUCAAAACAAGAGGCCGAGGCUCAUAAAGACAAGGAACAAGAGGCAGAGGUAACUGAGAUCAUUAAGGACAAGGAAAAAGAAGCCAAGCUCUCUGAGAUCUAUGAAGACAAGGAAUCAGACGCCGAGGUGACAGAGAUAACUAAAGACAUGGAAGCCAAAGUCAGUGAGAUCACGGAAGACCAAGAUCAAGAGGACGAACUAUCUGAAAGUCCUGAAGACAAAGGACACGAGGGGAAGGUAACUGAUAUCACUGAAUACAAGGAAUCAGAUCCCGAGUUUACUGAGGACAAAGAAAAUGAGGCCGAGGUCACUGACAACACUGAACACAAGGAACCAGAGGCAGAGGUUAAUGAAGACAAGAAACCAGAAGCCGAGUUGACUAAAAUCACUGAGGACAAAGAACAAGAGACCAAGGUAACUGAUGACACUAAAGAAAAGGAAUUAGAAGCCGAGGUGACUGAUAUAACUGAAGAUAUGAAAGCAGAGGCCAAAGUCACCGAGAUCACAGAAGGCAAGGAACCAGAACACGAGGUCAUUGAUAUCACUGAGGAAAAGAAACAAGAGGCAAAUGACAUCGAUAUCACUGAUGAUAAGAAAUUAGAAGAAGAGGUCAUUGAAGAGAAGGAAUCAGAGGCCAUUGAGGACAAGGAACAAGAGGCCAAGGUCACUGAAAUUAGUGAAGGUAUACAACAAGAGGCCGAGGCUAAUGAAGACAAGUUACCAGAGGCCGAGGUAACUGAAAUCCCUGAUGACAAGGAACAUGAGGUGAAGUGCACUGAGAUCACUGAAGACCAAGAUCAAGAGGGCGAACUGACUGAAAUUCCCCAAGAAAAUGAACACGAGGCGAAGGUGACUGAGAUCAGUAAAGACACACAGCAAGAGGCCGAGACUUGUGAAGACAAGGAUCCAGAGGCCGCGGUUACUGACAUCACAAAACACAAGGAACAAGAGGCCAAGCUUACUGCGAUCAGUGAAGACAAAAAACAAGAGGCAUUGACUACUGAAUACAAUGAGCCAGAGACCGAAGUCAUUGAGAUCUGUGAGAACAAGGAACAAGAGGCCAAGGUCACUGCGAUCACUGACGAUAAUGAAUCAGAGGCUGAGAUCACUGAGAUAUAUGAAGACAUUGAAGAAGUAGCAAAGGUCAAUGAGAUCACUAAAGACGAGAUACCAGAAUCCGAGGUCACCGAGUUAACUGAAGACAGGGAACCAGAGGCGAAGGUCACUGAGAUAACUCACAAAAUAGAACAAGAGGUAGAGGUCGCUGAGAUCAUGGAAUACAAGCAAUCAGAAUCCGACAUCAUUGAGAUCACUGAAGACAAUGAAAAAGAGGACAAGAUCACUGAGAUCAUUGAAGAGAAAAGUCCAGAGGUCACUGAAGUAGAGAACGAGGUCACUGCGCUCAUGGAGGACGUGAAACAAGAGGCCAAGGUCACUGAGAUUUGUGCAGACAAAGAACAGGAGGCCUUAAAUACUAAAUGCAAGGAACUAGAGGCCGAGAUCACUAAGAACACUGAGAAAGAAAAACAAGAUGUCAACGUUACGGAGAUCACUGAAGACCAAGAACAAGCGGGCGAUCUGAUUGAGAUCUUUGACGAUAAUGAAGAAGAGGCGAAUGUUACAGUGAUCACUGACGACCAGGAACCGAAGGCCGUGGUGACUGAGAUUACUGAAGACCAACAACCAAAGGGUGAACAGACUGCGAUCCCUGAAUACAAUAAAAAAGAAGCAAAAAUCACUGAGAUCACUGAAGAACUAGAACAAGAGUCUUUGGUCAUUCAGGAGAAGAAACAAGAGUCAAUAAUUGCUGGGGACAGGGGACAAGAGGCCGAGGUCACUCAGAUUUGUGAAGACAUAGAACAAGAGUCCGAAACUACUGAAUCCAAGAAACCGAAGGUCGAGGUCACUGACAUCACCGAGGACUAUGAACGAAAGUCCAAUGUCACUGAGAUCACUGAAGACCAAGAACAAGACGGCGAACAAACUGAGAUCCCUGAAGACAAUGAACAAGAGGCGAAGGUCACUAAGAUCACAAAAGAAAUAGAACAAGAUUCCUUAGUCACUGAAGUUAAGAAACCAAAGUCAAUGGCCACUGAAGAUAGGGAACCAGACGUUGAGAUCACUGAGAUCACAAUGAAAGGGGAAAAAGAGGUCAAGGUCUCUAAAAUCACUGAAGGCCAAGAACAGCAGGUAGGACUGACUGACACAUUAGAAGACAAUAAACAAGAAGCUGUUGUAACUGUGAUCAACGAUAACAAGGAACUGGAAGCCGGGGUAACUGAGAUCACUGACAACAAGAAACAAGAGACCAAGGUCCAUGUGAUCACUGAAAACAAUGAACAAAAGGCCGAAAUUACUAAAGACAAUGACCCAGAUGCCGAGAUUACUGAGAUUACUGAGGACAAGGAACAAGAAGCCAAGGUCACUAAGAUCAGUGAAGACCAACAACCAGAGGCCGAGGUGACUGAGAUCCCUGAAGGCAAUGAACAAAAGGCGAUGGUCACUGAGAUCUCUGAAGAAAUAGAACAAGAUAACUUGGUCACUGAAAACGAAAACCCAAAGUCAAUGGACACUGAAGACAGGGAACCAGGGUUUGACGUCACUGAGAUCCAAAAUGACAAAGAACAAGAAUCCUUGAAUACUGAAGACAAGGAGCUAGAGGCAGAGGUCACUGAGAUCACUAAAGUUAAGGAACCAGAAGCCGAUGUGACUGGGACAAUUAAAGACAAUGAUUCAAAUGCCGAGGUUAUUAAGAGCAUGGAGGAUAGAGAACAAGAUGCCGAUGCUACUGAAAACAUAAAAGACAAUGCUUCAGGGGUAAAGAGCACAGAGAUUGUAGAAGUGAAUAAACAGGAGACCGAUGUCACUGAGAUCACCGAAUACCAUGAAAAAGAGGCCGAGAUCACUGACGUCAUGGAACCAGAGACCGAAAUCACUGAAGACAGGGAACCAGAGGCCGAGGUCAAUGAAAUCUCUGAACACAAAAAAAUAGAGGCCGGGGUCACUGAGAUAACUGAAGACAUGGUAAAGGAGACAAAUGUCACUAAUAUCACUGAAGACAAGGAACCAGAAACCGAGGUCACUGGGAUCUCUGAAGACAAUGAUCAUGAGGAAACGGUCACUGAAAUAACUGAAAACCAGGAACAAGAGAAAGGGGUCACUGAGAUCACUGAAGAAAACGAACAAGAGGUCAAGUUCACUGACAUACUUGAAAACAAUGAAUCAGAGGACGAGGUCACUGGGAUCAUUUUAGAGCAGGAACUAGAAGCCAGGCCCACCAAAGAAACGGAUUCAGAAGGCGUGGUUACUAAGAUGACUGAAAUCAAUAUACCAGAGACCGAUGUCACUGAGAUCACUGACGACAAGGAACAGGAGACCGAUGUCACUAAGAUUAUGGGAGACAAGGAACAAGAGGCCGAUGUUACUGAAGACAAGGAACCAAAUGUCCAGGUCAAUAAGGUCACUGUGAACAAUGAGCAAGAUGCCAAGGUCACUGGGAUCACUGAAGAGAAGAAAGAAGUGAACAUUGCUUCUAAAGGUAAGGAACCCGAGUCCGAAAUUACUGAGGACCAGGAAAAUGAAAAAAAUGUCACUGAAAAGAAGGAAAUGGAUACCACAUUCAGUGAAGACAAAGAACCCGAAAUCGCCGAGGACAAGAAUGUCGAAGCAAUUAUUACAGAAGAGAAACAACUAGAGGCCGAUAUAAUUGAAGACAAGAAUGUCGAAGCAAUUAUUACAGAAGAGAAACAACUGGAGGCCGAUAUAAUUGAAGACAAAACGGUCAGAGCAAUUUUGACUGAAGAGAAGGAACCCGACACCGAAGAAAUAACUAGUAGUGACGGAAAGGAAUCUUAUAUCACUCAGGACAAGGAUGUCAAAAUCAUGGUCGCUAAAGCGAAGGAAUCUGAAAACGAAAUCAGUGAAUACAAUGAGGUCGAAACCAUUGUAAAUGAAGAAAAUGAACCCCAAGCAGACAUCACUGGGGACAAUGAGGUCGAAGCCAUUGUGGUUGACGAAAACGAAUCCGAGCCCGUGAUCACAAAUUCCAAGGAGCUCCAAGUCAUUGUCACUGAAGAGAAUGAAGCCGAGGCUGAAAUGACUGAAGACAACGAGGUCACAGCCAUUGUGGCUGAAGAAAAAACAACCGAGGCGGAGAUCACGGAGGACAAGGAGCUCGAAGCCAUUGUCACUGAAGAGAAUGAAUCUGAGGCCGAAAUUAAUGAAGACAUGGAUGUCGAAACCAUUGUGACUAUAAAGAAGGAACCCGAGGACGAUAUCACUGAAGACACCGAUGACGAAACCCUUGUCAAAGACAACAAUGAAUCUGAAGCCGAAAUCACUGAAGACAAUAAGGUCGAUAUCGUUGUAACUGAAGAGAAAGAAAACGAAGCCAAGAUCACUAUUGGCAAGGUGCUCGAAACCAUUGUCACUGACGAGAUGAUACUAGGUACCGAAAUAAUCGAAGACAAGGAGGUCGAAGCCAUUGUGACUAAAGAGAAGGAACUCGAAGGCGACACCAGUGACGACAAAGAAGAGGAAGCUAUUGUCAUUGGUGAUAAAAACAUUGAGACUGAUGCCGCAUUCAAUAAGGAAGUCGAAGCGAUUAUCAAUGUAAAUAAUGAGUAUGUUGCUAAUGUAAUUGAAAGCAGAAAAGUUUCAAAGGGCGAUAAAGAUCUCGAGUCUGAAGCUGCUCCCGAUACUAAUGUCAAAGCCAUUGUCGCUGUCGAUAAGGAACAUGCCGACAUCUGUAAAGACAAGCAAUCUGAAGCCACGAUCACUGAAGACAAAGAAACGGAGGCCGUACUCACUUACGAAAAUGAGAUCAGAGUUAUUGUUACUAGCGAGAAGGAAGCGGAGGCAGAGCUCAACGAAAUCCUGUAUAGUGAUGGCGAUAACGACACAUACGCGGAUACGUUUGAAUCUUUAUCCGAAAACACGUCGACACAGCAAAUUACGAAUACCAAGAACACAAAAAUCACAUACGAAGACACCGAUGGUAAAUACAACUUUGGCAAGGAAGUCGAUGUUAUAAUUUCUCAAGAAAAUAAUAACAAGGUCGCAGAAGAGAGACAAACUGACCAAGAUUUUUCGGAAGACAACAAAACUGAUGCCGACAUGAGAAUAGAGAAAGUGACAGAAAACGAGUUUACUGAUGACAAUAAUAUCGAACAAGGUUUUAUUGAUCAAUUUGAACAAAUAAUAUUUGAGAUUGAAAAUGAGGAACACAUAGAUCAUGUGGAUAAAAUAAAAGAAAACGAACAAUCAAAGCGCACCUCUGACGAAGAGAAUACCCUCAUUACAAUGGAACAUGAUAUCACAGAAUAUAGUCAAGUAGAUAUUUCUGAAAACGAAUACAUUUCAAAUGGAGAAAAAUCACAAAAGUCUGACAAAUCAGAUGACAAAGAACCAAAACUGGAUAUCAUAAAAGAUAAAGAACCAAAACGUAUCACAGAUUGUGAUACAGAAGUCACCAAAGACAAAGAAGGUAUGGAAAACAAGGAAUCAACACCUAAUAUAAUUGCAGACGAAUCUUCGGUCGCAGUCUAUAAUGGGAAAGCAUCUGAAACCGACAUUACCGAUAACAACACACAUGAGGUAGACUUUACACAAGUCGGUACUCCGGAAGAUCAGAAAAACUGUUUCGAACCUGUGAACACAGCAGAAAAACUAUCCGAGAUCCAAAUGGAAGGCAACAUAGUAGAACUCAACGAAUCAGAACACAAAAUUGAUGAGCUAAAUGUCACUGAAUUGACAGAAACCGAAGUCAUGAAGAUCGAAGAGGCUCACCAAAUUGCCAAAGAAUUAGUUGAGAAAAUGUUCCAAGAACUCCUAGAACAAAAUCAUGUAGAUUUAGAUGACAUAGAAACAGAAACCAGUUUCACUGUAGAAAAAGAGCCCGCAGAUACUAUCAAAGGAGACGUUAAGCCAAAACCACUUAGCGGAAAUGUAACCGGAUCCAAUGUCUCAAUUGACAAUAUGCCAAAAGAUGAUGUUUCAGAGGACAAAAACAUCCAUCCAGAAAUUAUAGAGACCAAAGCGUCAGAUUCGGAAGAUGUAGAUAUCAGAAGGCUGGAAAAUGACAUAGACGAUCAUAUCUCUAAAAUGUCCACGCUGUCAGAUAUAACGUCAAAGGAGCUGUAUUCUUACGAGGAAACCCCACUGUCCGCGAUGUCAACAAAUAGUGAUGACGUCACUGACACAUACACCGAUACUUUUGAGUCAUUGUCGGAAAACCUAUCUUCACAGCAAGGCACAGACACGAAAGUAAUGAAGACAUCAAACGAAGCCAUGCUUACCGGGAAGUCUUUACUUAGCUCCGAGUUGCUUUUCAGGAACCAGAAGAAAUCUUCAUUGUCCGAUUUUGAAGACCUACCGCUUGAAUAAGGAUAUUAAAAAGGACUAAAUAUCAAAUGUGUUGGAAAAUUUAACAAUGUGAAGUAUUUGUUGACGCACACAUACUGGACCAUAUUAUGCUAUAUAAUAAGAAUACAUGUUUAGGUUUCUUUUCAAUAUCAUGGAUUGUAUAUUCACUGUUAGUCUGUAGGGGGUUUAUAUUUUACAUUUUGUGUAUAUGAAAUCAUUAUCAUUUCCGAUUGCAUUUAUAUUAUAAUAUGUAUUAUAGCCUGUAUUUAUGUUAAUAUAUUGAAUAUAUCUUCCUGCUGUUAAGUUGUACAUGGUUUUGCCAGUACAGGGUGUAUACUUAUGUACAUAUUCCGUUUUUAAGUUAAUUUAUGAUCAACUGCCAAAUUGUUGUAUUCACAGUUUUUGUGAUUAAAAUGA